Arabidopsis lyrata subsp. lyrata is the source of this 1390-nucleotide messenger RNA. RefSeq lists its product as uncharacterized. The transcript has 7 exons. The record is from RefSeq and is a predicted model, not a curated record. Bases 147 to 1346 code for a protein of 399 amino acids. NCBI's taxonomy places the organism in Eukaryota, Viridiplantae, Streptophyta, Magnoliopsida, Brassicales, Brassicaceae.
CUAAUAAUUGCGUUUACUAAUUUUCAAACGUCUUUUGAAUCCCAAAAAAAACUUACAAACUCUCAGAAUAAAUCAUAUAUAAGGGUGUGUGAGACUUGAAGAAAAUAACGAACAGAAAAAUUUAAAAGUAAGCUCAUUGUCGAAAAAUGUUUUGCAUGAAGCUUUUUGUUUUUGUGGCUUUGGUGCUAACAAGUUGUGUUGCAAAUCCUGCAUUUAAAGAGUUGUCUGAAGAAGAAGAUUUGGAAUUAGAGAGACAACUUAAAGUUAUGAAUAAAUCUCCUGUUAAGACUAUCGAGACCGAAGAUGGACAUAUCUACGAUUGUAUAGAUUUUUAUAAACAACCAGCGUUUGAUCAUGCUCUCCUAAAAAACCAUGAUUUUCAUCCGGAUAUGAAACCAAGCAAAGUGAAUAGACCCCAAAAGGUUGAAAAUGAAGAAGAAAGUCGUGACAAUAAAACAAAAUCUGUUACUUUAAAAGGAAUUGGUUGUCCAAGAGGCACUGUCCCAAUUAGGAGAACUACAAAAGAAGACCUUAUAAGACUUAAAACAUUCAAUGAAAUGUUUGACUCAAAUAUUCAUCCUCAAACCAACUCAGAACCGGGUUUGCAUUAUGCAGGAGGUAGAGUCAGACCAGAAUGGAUAAAGAAGCACAUAGGAGGAGCAGACGGUCAUUUCGCAUUAUACAAAACUCCAUAUGUUAACCAACUUCAAUUUUCUUCCGGUCUGAUCAAAGUAUCCAACGGUUCAGAUUUCAUCAAGGCUGGUUGGACGGUGAAUCCGACGCUAUAUGGAGAUAAUCGUUGCCGGUUUUUUGCAUAUUUGCAUACACGUGAACAACACUGUUUCAACACGAACUGUCCCGGUUUUGUGAUAGUGAAUACCGAUAUUCCUCUCGAUUAUGCAUUUCCGGAAGUUUCAUUGACCGGAGUACAUAUGGUUGAAGCUAGAUUUUACAUUUUCAGAGAUCCACUAAAUGGAAACUGGUGGUUAAACAUAGGAGAUAAAGAAAAAACUAUAGGUUUUUGGCCGUCUCGCAUCUUCACUGAUUUAGCAUACAAUGCAGACGAUGUAUUUUGGGGUGGCGAAAUAUUCACAAUUCCAAACUCAAAGAGUAGUCCAAUGGGCAAUGGACUGAAAAUUGUGUACGACGAUCCGAAACUUUAUGCAUAUGCUCGUGAUGUCUCGAUAGUAGAUGCCGAUAGUCAGAAAAUUAUUGGUGUAGCUGGUGCCAAUGAGGUCAUAUCUGAUAUUGGUUGGGAUUAUGUGAGACAAAAUUAUUUCUAUGUAAAUAAAUAUUGGGGACGAACUAUAAUGUUUGGUGGUCCUGCAAGAAUUUUUGGAAAAUAAUAAAGAUACAAAGUUAUGCAAAUGAAAAUAUAUAAAUAAAAAUA